AUGUUGGCAUAUACCGCUACUCGUGUUGCACAGCCGUUGCUUAUUGGAAUAAUUGUUGAGCACAUUAGUGGUACACCAGGAAGAGAACAGACUUAUGUUGGUUAUGUAUCUGCUGUUGGCCUUGGUAUUUGUGCAUUUCUACAAACGGUUAUUCAUCAACAAAGCUUUUUUCGAAAUCAACGAAUAGGCAUGCGUAUACGUAAUACACUUAGCUGCGCCAUCUAUAAACAUUUAUUGACGAUCAAUACAGCAUCUCUUUAUAGGACUACUGCUGCUCAAACAAUCAAUUUAGUUGCCAAUGAUGCUGGUAAAUUUGAAGAAAUGAGUGUUUACUUCCAUUAUUUAUGGGUGGCACCUCUCGAAGGUAUUGUGAUGUUUUAUCUCAUCUGGCAGCGCAUAUCUUUAUCAACAGUGUUUGGCUAUGCCGUACUUCUUCUAUUAAUACCUGUACAGCUCUUGUUCAGUAAACUAUUUAGUCAGUAUCGAAAGGUAACUAUGGUAUGUACGGACAAGCGUGUUCAGACGAUCAAUGAGCUUGUUAACGGAUGUCAAAUUAUUAAAAUGUACAACUGGGAGAAGGCUAUGGAACAAUUAGUACGUGACACACGAAAAUCUGAACUUAAGAGUAUUUCUAGAGCUAGCCGUUUGCGUGCUCUUAAUAUGGGUAUCUCCUUUGCAUCGUUACCCUUAAUUUCUCUUGCCGCAUUUGGUGGCGGUGCGCUCAUGAGUCAAUCGUUAAAUGCAGCGGACACUUUUACAGCUUUGUCCUUCUUUGCUAUGGUUCGAGUGCCAGUAACGGUAUUCUUGCCACAAAUUAUUGAAAAACUCAGUGAAGCUCGUGUUGCUGCGACAAGAAUAGAUCAAUUUAUGAAAUUCGAAAUACUAUUAAAUAGACGAGAAAAAGAACAAAAUGAAAAAGGAGAUUAUGCAAUUAUAAUGGACGAUGCAUCCUUUUCUUGGAAAGAUAUUCCUUGUUUAAAUGGUCUCGAUUUCAAAAUCAAACAUGGUACUUUAGUUGGAGUUAAAGGUUCUAUCGGUGCCGGUAAAUCAUCUCUACUAGCUGCCAUACUUGGUGAGAUCAAUCUUAUCAGUGGAAAAAUACAGCACUCUGUUCGUUCUAUUUCGUACGCUCCACAAUCGGCGUGGAUAUUUGCUGACACAAUACGAAAUAAUAUUCUACUUGGCAAGCCAAUGGAUGAAGAACGUUACAAAAAUGUGAUCAAAGCAUGUUGUCUUGAUAUCGAUCUUCAAAACUUUGGUGUAUCCGGUGACUUGAUGAUGAUCGGCGAUAAAGGAGUCAAUCUAAGCGGAGGACAAAAAGCUCGAAUAUCGUUGGCUCGCGCUCUUUAUGCUGAUGCAGAUUUGUAUUUAUUCGAUGAUCCACUUGCUGCUGUUGAUCCAAACGUGGCAAAGAAAAUAUUUGAUCAAUGCAUCGGUCCACGUAGUCUCCUUCGUGACAAGACUAGAAUAUUGGUUACACAUCAGAUACAUUUCUUAGAGGAAGCAGAUCAAACGAUGUUCUUGGCAAAUGGACGCAUCAGUGAAUUAUAUAGUGAACAACCUGAUGCAGAUGAGCAAUCGAAUGCUACAACAGAAACAGAUUCAUCCGAUGACAGCGAGACCAAAUUUAAACUUAACACUGCUACAACUGAUUUGAAUUCGAUUGUGCAAACCGAAACAUCAAUUGAUGGUGCUGUCAAGUGGAAUAUUUGGCUUCAACUAUUCACUGCACCACCGUUACGCUGGUUUGGGUUUUGCCUACUCAUUGUUUUACUGUUGAUCGCUGAAGCUCUCUACGACUUUACAAAUCGUUGGCUCGCUCAAUGGUCUGCUAAAUCAGCAAAAGGCGAAAAUACAUCAGUGGAUGGCUUUGUCUAUCUUGGGCUGACAUUAGGUACAUUGAUCGCUGCAUUAAUGCGUGCCGGCUUUCUCAUCUAUGUCAUGUUAUGUGGCUCGACUUAUUUUCACAAUCAAAUGCUCACGGGUAUCCUGUAUACUUCGUUACGUUUCUUCGAAAGUAAUCCUAGUGGACGAAUAUUGAAUCGAGCAAGCAAAGAUCAACAAGUCUUAGAUGAAUUAUUGCCGUUGACUUUGAUCGAUACUAUCCAAAACCUACUGCUGGUUCUUGGUUCUGUUAUAAUAAUUGGAUAUAUCAAUCCAUGGGUGCUUCUAAUUCUCGUUCCAUUAGCUCCUGGAUUUUGGUGGCUUCGUCGAUUUUACAUACGUUCGAGUCGUCAACUCAAACGACUGGAAAGUGUAACGCGUAGUCCAAUCUAUGCAUUAUUCUCAUCUUCAUUAGAUGGACUCACUAGUAUUCGUGCAUUCGAAGUUGAGAAUGAUUUCGUGAACAUGUUUAUGGAAAGAGUUGAUACAAAUUCUCGGGCUUACUUCGUUCUUCUUGCUGCUGGACGUUGGCUUGGCAUGCAACUCAGCUAUAUGACAUCUUUACUCACAGUGGUUACGGCCGUUCUUGCAGUAGCAGUGCUUCGUCAAAAGGAUCCGUCUGGAGCCGCUCUCAGCAUCACUUACUGCAUCACUUUAACAACUCUUUUUCAAUGGGCUGUGCGACAAUCAGUCGAAGCUGAAAAUUUCAUGACCAGUACUGAACGUGUUUAUGAAUAUGGUCAACUGGUACCGGAAACCCAUAAAGGCAAUAGUAAAUGCGAAGUACUGGUUCAACCACCAAAUGAUUGGCCAUCUCGAGGCAUUAUUGAAUUCAAAGAUUAUACAUUUCGCUAUCGACCAGAGCUUGCUCCUGUACUGAAAAAUCUUAAUCUGCGUAUUGAGUCCAACGAAAAAAUCGGAGUGAUUGGUAGAACAGGUAUGAUUAAUUCUAUUGUUUGUUGA
Molecule: messenger RNA, 2847 nt
Organism: Rotaria sp. Silwood1
Lineage: Eukaryota; Metazoa; Rotifera; Eurotatoria; Philodinida; Philodinidae
Source: the annotation of a GenBank genome assembly